UAUUAUUCGCCGCCGUUCGGGUCCAGGAUUCGACAUCCGUGUCGAUUGUAGAUAAUCCUAGCUCCGGCGACCGUUUCCACCUGUCAACGCCAAUCCGUUGCAACUCACCACGGCUCCCUCGGCUGAAGUCUGUUUGAAAUUCGGUUGGAAUYAAAUAUCAAUGCGCGCCCGAGCUAUGCAGUCCAGCACUCUCAGCACAUUCAGAUUUUUUAUAGCCAAAUUAACAACAUCAUGUCAGGAACAGUGAAGUAUAUGGUUAAAGACCAUUGUGCUAACUCUCAAGUUGUCCAUUCACCAACUAGAAAUUGUGAUGUUGUAAAUGGUGACCAUGGAAAAUCAGAAAUGAGGAAUGUAAUUGAAAAACAGCAACAAAAUAAGCCAAUUAGAAAAAUUAUUAGAAUGAGCGAUUUAAAAGAUAACAAUACUGAAAUCAUCACUGUUUCUCCAGAAUUCUUUGAUGACAGUUCAUCAGAGAUAAAAGAAGAACCUAUGUCAGAUUCAAGUUAUGAUGAUCUGGAAGUAAAUUGUGAAUAUCAAGAAGAUCCAGAGGUAAUUGUUGUCUGUGGUGAUGACUUGGAUCAAUCUAGUGGCAGUGACUUAGAAGGCAUGAGACAUGAAGACCUCAGUAUAAAAAAGCAUAAUGAAAUCAAUCCUUCCGAUGUUGUUGUAAGAACAGACAUUUUAAAUGAUUUAUUAGAAGGGCGUAUGACAAAAACUACUAAAAAACUUCUUGAUUCUACAAAGAUUUCUUAUUUGCCUAUGCAGCUAACUUCUAAUGAAUUUCGUUCUACGUAUACUAAUGAUAAAAGCCCAUUCAAAGUUCGACCUAUAAAAGCUAAUAAAKGUUUGAGACAUUUCUCCAAAAGAGUAUGUGAUAAGGUUAAGACUAAAAUGGUUACCACGUACAAAGAAGUGGCAGAUGAAUUAGUAGCUGAAUGUGUUGGUAACAGUGAUAGCCCAACCUUUUUAUAUGAUCAAAAAAAUAUCAGACGCCGUGUGUAUGAUGCCUUGAAUGUAUUAAUGGCUUUAGAUAUAAUAGCUAAGAAUAAAAAAGAUAUAACCUGGAAAGGGUUACCUACUGGAUCCAUACAAAACAGUGUAUAUCUAGUUCAAGAAAAAGAAAACCGCCUUGAUAGUGUGAAAAGAAAACUUUUAGCCCUUCAAGAGAUCAUAAUGCAAGAAGUAGCUAUCAAACGUUUAGUGAAACGUAAUCAGGAUAUGGAAAAUGAAUUUGGUCCUCCACCUAAUAACACAUUUGUCAAUUUACCUUUUAUGGCGAUUAGUGCAAAUGAAGAUACAUCUGUUGAAAUAGAAAUAUCAGAAGACCAAAAACAAUAUGGAAUGAGUUUCAAUGAUAAAUUUAGUAUGGUUGAUGAUACUGAACUUUUGAAAACUAUGGGUUUCACUUUAGGAUUGGAUCGUGGCGAAGUGAGCAAUGAAGACUUAAAGAUUUUGAAAACAUUAGUACCCAAAGCAUUUGAAAAACACAUUGUUAUGAUGGCUACUAAAAAUGGAGAAAUGUUUAACGAUAUCUGUAAAGAAUUUGAUGAAAAAAUUAGGUCUGCUGAAAUUGAACAAUCUCCAUCAAGGCCCAAUAUUAUUAAUAGAAGAAAAAAUAAAAGAUAAAUAAAAUAUUUAAGCAAUCUAUUUUUUAUUAUUUUGUUAUCAUGACAAUCAUCAAAAUAACUGUUGAAUAUGUAUAUUUUUUUCUGUAAAUAACUGAAUGUU
This is a messenger RNA of Diuraphis noxia (Russian wheat aphid), 1728 nucleotides long. RefSeq names its product transcription factor Dp-1-like. Gene Ontology annotation, biological process: regulation of cell cycle; regulation of transcription by RNA polymerase II. NCBI's taxonomy places the organism in Eukaryota, Metazoa, Arthropoda, Insecta, Hemiptera, Aphididae. Gene Ontology annotation, cellular component: transcription regulator complex; nucleus. The record is from RefSeq and is a predicted model, not a curated record. Gene Ontology annotation, molecular function: RNA polymerase II transcription regulatory region sequence-specific DNA binding; DNA-binding transcription factor activity, RNA polymerase II-specific.